Messenger RNA from Echinops telfairi (small Madagascar hedgehog), 780 nucleotides. Its product is annotated as MIEF1 upstream open reading frame protein-like. The coding region runs from base 451 to 663 and encodes 70 amino acids. Lineage: Eukaryota; Metazoa; Chordata; Mammalia; Afrosoricida; Tenrecidae. The transcript is spliced from 3 exons. The record is from RefSeq and is a predicted model, not a curated record.
AGGCGAUGCUUGGCAAGCGCUGAGCAUAUCCGAGGUCCGUGCGCGCUCACUGGGCUCGGUAGGAACCCAGAGCUGGCCACCGCAAUGGCUCCCCGGUUUACAGAGAGAAUGGACGAGAGGGCACCUACCAGGGACAACGCUCUGCCUGUGUGAGGGCUUAUUGUGGUGCAAAGGAGGGUGGUGGCACUGAGCACGGGUCACGGAACCCAGUGUUCGCAGAGAACCUCUCAGGUGGGGUGGCACUAACUACAGCUCCCGAUGGAGAACUUAGGAGCCCUGCUGGCGUGUGGUUCCGUGUUGGGCUGCUAACCACAAGGUCAGCAGUUCGAAACUACCAGCGGCUCCGAGGGAGAAACACCAGGCUUUCUACUCUCCUGAAGCCCCAGUGUCGUGCUGGUGGUGCAUUGGGCCACCAUCCGCAAGCUGGACGCCAGCCCCUGCCGGUCCCCCAUGGCCACCUGGAGCCGAGAGGCAGUGCUGAGUCUCUACCGGGCUCUCCUGCGCCAGGGCCGGGAACUUCGAUACACUGACCGAGACUUCUACCUUGCCUCCAUCCGCCGCGAGUUCCGGAAAAAUCAGCAGCUCACGGACUCUGAGGCCCGGGCGUGGCAGCUGGAGAAGGGCCUGGUUUUCCUCCACAGCAAACUGGGGGGCAUUGUCUAGGACCUUCUUCCUAGCCCUCCCACCCAGAGCCAGCUCACAGCUCGUGCCCAGGUGGUCUCCCAGUGCCACCCUCCCCUGAGUGGGCUGUCGACCUGCUGCCCGGUGGCAGUAUCUGUG